UUCCACCCAGGACGCAGCUCAAAUUGAAGUGCGUUUAGACGCAGUCAGUUUUGUACUGCGUCUAGAUGCUCCGAUUGUUUCACCUGGGACGCGCUCAAUUACUGUGAUUUAGGCGCGAUUCGGACGCGAUUAAAGCGCGUUUAGAUCCAAAAAAUGCUUACAUGGGCUGGAAAAGGGUUAGGCAACUUCCUGUACACCUUUUGUCGGGGUAGAAAUUAGUAUAGUUCGACAAAAUAACAAUACACAGUUUAGUGUUCAUUAUAUCUCCAUACUCAGAAAUCGAAAGCUAACAAGCGUCUAUUCAACACUCAACAUUUUUCGAAGGUCAAUUUUCAUACAGCUUGACGAUUAUUACAAGUCUAUCCAUCGUCGCACUUAUUCAACUUCGGACCAUACUCCGACUCGUCGAUAUCCUGCACGCUCUAGAUAGCUAUAGAUUUCCACGACAUCUAGAAAAUUUCAAUGACUACAAUGAUUUACAUGAAAAUUACGGUUCAACUGAUAUGGCAUACUGA
Messenger RNA from Adineta ricciae, 515 nucleotides. The record is from the annotation of a GenBank genome assembly. NCBI's taxonomy places the organism in Eukaryota, Metazoa, Rotifera, Eurotatoria, Adinetida, Adinetidae.